CAAAAAUACUAACGCAAACACAAAUCAGCUGAUCCAAAUGUUAUUGUAUUUUAUGAGUAAACAUUUUCAAACAUAAAUGAGAGAAAAAUGAAUCACUAAUAAUUCAGUAACUCAAAAUAAGUGGAAUAAAUUACUGAGUUUCUUUUAAAAACUCGUGAAAAUGGAUAAAGAAACUUACGAAACCUAUGAAUUCUUGCCCUCAAACAACGUUGCAUCUGAAUCUGACCAAUUCUUCGUGGUACAAGAUGACGGUACUUUUCUUAUAACCAAACAAAUACAAUAUGUGAACCAAGAACCUGAAAAUAAAGAACUAUCUGUGAAUACAGUCCCUGUGUAUGAUGCGCAGCCUCAGCAGUAUUAUGUGAAUGUUAACAACUCUACUGAACUCAUCAUUCCAGAGUUAGUAAUACCUAACGGGAAUAGUAAUUUGUUCACCAACAAUUACCUGUUGCAAACAGAAGGCAUUACAACUACAGCAACGACUGAACAGGUAGUAAAUGUAACGGAUGAAUACAAAGAGACCAGCACAGAAAUUGCUUCAGAGUCUAACAAUAAAUCAACAAAUAACUGUACUGAGAUAACUUUAAGUGAUGAACAGUAUCAAACAUUAGAACAGAAGGGCUGGAUUCUACUGGAAUCAAAUGAUAAAAUAUUUGUUUUAAAUACAUUGGGACUACAUGAUAUCACAACCAAUGAUAAAUUAAUACACAAAUUGAAAAGCGAAAUUCAGAAUAAUGCCGAUAUUGAUAUGGAGUCUGGAUUGGUCAAGGGUGAUGUUAUUCCGAAUGCUACCCAAGAUUCAUCAACAAAACAUACUACUGUCGAAUUUGUUGUCGCUAAUGACGAGGUCUCUCAAAAUGGACAGGAUAUCCAAAAUGUCUGCUUCGUAGUUGGGGAUAAAGAAGGAAUUACAGAUGAUGGACCAAUCGAUGAGGGAUUUGACUAUAAAAAAGAGGCCCAGUCAGCAAAUGCCGCCAUUCAAGACGAGACUAUAGAAGUUUUCAGAGAACAGGAUAGUAAUUCCAUAAAAAUUAAAACUAAAUUUGUUUUCCCAAAUAUUCCAAAUAAAAUAAUAUUGGGGAAAACUGCUAAUGGUAAAAGAAUCGUGGCGAAAGUGGUCAAGAAAAAUAAACCCCUCACAGUAUAUGAGAAAAUAAUGAACAAUAAGCAAUAUAAUGGCUCAGACCUCAGUGAAUCACAAUUUUUAGCAUUAGUCCACCAGGCAUUACGCUCAUAUUCUAAUACUUUUUAUGCUGAAGACGCGGUGGCAGCGAACGCGGUUAUUUUUCAGUUACUUAAACUACCCGCUCUGAGGCAAUCUAUUAUUGAUCAGAAAAUUAUUCUGACGAAGAUAAGAAGUACUAAAGACCAAACUGGAAAAAUAAUUAAAAGUAAAAUAUCACUUAUUACCGGCAAAGUUAAUUUAUCAAAUAAUAAAGAAGAAUGUUUUACACACAUACCCAAUUUAUUACACAAUUUACUGUUGAAAAAAGAUGUAACAAACCCGAAACUACCCGAUAAAACUAAUGCUGACAAUGAUGUUAUAGAAAAUGAUCUUACUAUUUAUCAUAUACAUGUAUCAGAGGUAGUUUGUGAGGACAAUGUUGUGCGAGUUCACAUUAAUUUAGCCAAACGACAAUUUGCUGUAGAUUCUGUUCUAAGGAAAGCACAAACAACAUACGCGUGUGGUGCUUGCGCCACAAUGUUCACAACAUUAGAAGACAUUAAACAACAUCAAGAGGGUCAAUGUAUGGAAACUGAAGGUAAUCUUACAAUAGACAUAGACAUUCUCAAUAAAAAUAAGGAAACUUACUCAGUGAUCAAAAAUGGGAAAGAAAAAUUAUACAGUUGUUUGCAAUGUGAUGCGAGGUUCGCAAAAGUAAGUCACUGCCAGAAACAUGUAAAAACUCAUUUCGUUCCUACAAUCCCUUCAAAAUCAGACGGUGACAAAGGGAAUACCGAGCAAAUGGAGGUCGGGAAGGAAAAGGAAGUGUACAAAUGUAAAAUGUGUCCAGCUACGUUUUAUCACCCAUCAACUCUGUCAAGGCAUAUAGUCACACGACAUAUUAAAUUAAAAGCAAAUUAAAUGUUCUCGGUAUA
This is a messenger RNA of Manduca sexta (tobacco hornworm), 2100 nucleotides long. RefSeq lists its product as uncharacterized. NCBI's taxonomy places the organism in Eukaryota, Metazoa, Arthropoda, Insecta, Lepidoptera, Sphingidae. The coding region runs from base 161 to 2086 and encodes 641 amino acids. The transcript is spliced from 16 exons. The record is from RefSeq and is a predicted model, not a curated record.